UGGUUUGUGUCCAUUGUUUUUCUACAAUGUUAUUUUUCUGACUGCUGCUGGUGGACGAAAAGUUAGUCUCGCUGCGUCGAGUGUGAUUUUGUGCUAGUGUUCGUGUUCGAUAUUGUGAUUUAUUAGAAAUAGAUCACGAAGAUGUCGUCACCGAGCGCUGGGAAACGUCGCAUGGACACAGAUGUCAUCAAACUUAUCGAGAGCAAGCACGAAGUGACGAUCCUCGGUGGGCUGAACGAGUUUUGCGUUAAAUUUUUCGGACCACCUGGCACCCCAUACGAAGGCGGAGUGUGGCGCGUACGCGUCCACCUUCCAGACCAUUACCCGUUCAAAUCCCCAUCGAUCGGGUUUAUGAACAAAGUGUACCAUCCGAAUAUAGACGAGGUGUCCGGCACCGUCUGUCUGGACGUCAUCAACCAAGCCUGGACUGCGCUUUACGACCUGUCGAACAUCUUCGAGUCAUUCCUGCCUCAGCUGUUGACCUACCCAAACCCGAUCGACCCCCUCAACGGAGAUGCGGCUGCGAUGUACCUACACAAGCCUGAGGAGUACAAGAAGAAAGUUUCAGAUUACGUCCGAAGAUUUGCGACUGAAGAGGCGUUGCUGGAGAAGGACGCGGUGACGGGCGUGGGCUCCCGGGCCAGCAACCGCGCGAGCGACACCGAGAGCUCCAUGAGCGAUUUUAGCGACGACGAGGCGCAAGACAUGGAGUUAUAACGCAAGUUCGUCGUAGAGAUUCGCGCUUGCUCACUCACCACUGCCGUUGUUUGAUGUGUUUUUUUUUAAAUUGUUGUCUGUGGUCUCUGUGCUGUGUAGGUAUCACCUCUUUGCCCGUCUCGACAAGUCACGGUGACUUUGACGUUUCGCGUUUUGACGUUUGUGCGUUUUGCUGUCAAUCGAAACGUCAAAAUUACAUCUUCAAGUUUAGGUAUGUCAACACAAUAUGAUUAGUAAUAAAACGUAGCUGUAGAAUCAAUUUUCAGGCAUGUAAUUGUAAUGGUUGGAAGCACAUAGGAAACUAUACUUGAUUUAUUCAUGUUAAUUUCACUGCCGUUAAAACAUGUAUUUAUUUACUUGAAGGUUAAACGUUAGAUACGAGAUUGGCAUACAAGAUUUAUUUGACUGAAACCUACAAAAAUAUUGAUUAUGAAAUAUUUUUUAAUCGAUAUCUGUAUUAGAUUUACUAACACCGCAUAUUAAAUUUUAAAAAUAGAUUGGCUUUAGCAAAGAUUCCUUAUCUUUGCUAAAGCCAAUCUAUUUUUAAUAUUCACAAAACCUCACUUUUUCAAUCAUAGGCUUCUUUUAAAAUUUUGGUAGAUUUGAUGUGAAAUAGAUGGUUCUACAUAUUAAUUAAAUUAAAUAAUAGUAAUAGUAAUUAAAAUUACAUUCGACGCAGCUUAUAAGGCUUCGUAUUCAUUGUAUAGCUAACUGUCUAUAUAUUUAGGGGAUCGAAAAUGCCCAGUGAAUACGAAACCACAAUAAUAUUACAACGAAAUAAGUUCCGGCUGUAAAAACUUCCUUUUUUGUUUGCUUUGUGGUUUGACAAUAAUGGCAACAUUUAUCCGCCAUUUUGAUCUCCGCGAAUUCGCGGGAAUUUUUACAUCGCUCAGUCUAUGCAAUCUAAAUAUUACCUCAUUACAGUCGGAAGGAACAUUUUGUUGUAAUAAAAUCUUUAACGGGCACCGUUUAUCAGCUCUAAAUAAUAUCUAUAUGUCUCUCUUUGUCUAGCAGUAGUUUUUUUUUUUUAUUAAAUUGUACAAAACUUGAUCUUUAUUGGAAAUUACUUUGAGAGUUCCUAUUUUUACAAUUAACUGUAUUUCAAGGAAUCUUGAACUGAAUUUCAAGUGAAAUAAUCCAUAUCUAGUGUCAAAAGUUAUAAAAAGUGGUAAAGGAGAUACAGAGACCAAAGAUAACAUUAAACAUAUUGAAACAAAAAAAUCUAUUAUAUAUCUAUAAUAAAGUACAGAUGUCGUGUUUGCUGCCUCACAAAAGUGAUUCUAAAAAAAAAAAACUGAUAUAUAUUUUAUGGACCACUUAUGCCAAUUUUAGAUUAGAAAUUGAUAAUUUAAUGCUCAGUGAAAAAUAGUUUUUAUUCGGCAGCGAACAUGGCUGAGAGUGAGAAACAUCGAUUUAAUAAUGUCGGAUUAUAUAAUAAUCACUAAAUUCGUGUUUUCAAAGUUUAGCGGAUUGGGCGCCAUGUCACAAACGCUCAUCACUUACAGUCGCACGCAAGUCACAUAACCUCUUAUCAUAAGUGUAAUGCUGCUGGUAAAGUAUUGGGAAUAGUGGCGCAGUGUUAAAGUGCUUGCCCCUGAACCGAGAGGUCCCGGGUUCGAUCCCCGGUCGGGUCAUCAUGGAAAAUUAUCUUUUUCUGAUUGGCCCGGGUCUUGGAUGUUUACCUAUAUAUGUAUUUGUUAUAAAAUAUAGUAUCGUUGAGUUAGUAUCCCAUAGCACAAGUCUCGAACUUUGGGGCUAGCUGAAUCUGUGUUAUUUGUCCAUAUAUAUUUAUUUAUUUAUAUAAUUGAGACUCUUAUCUCUUUAAAAAUUAUUGCUCUUGUAUUUAUUUUUAGAUUAUACAAACUAUGCUUACGUUGAUUUGCUACUUUCAGUAAUUCGCUGUGUAUCCCUAUGUCGAUACGAAUCUGUUCAUUAUAUUAGUCCGAACCCAUUUAUCUGUUUUUUAUGAAUACAUAUUUAACAGAUUUUCGAUCGUGUCAAGCUGUGACGUGAUGCGUAAGUGACAUGCGUCAGAUCGUUUUAGUCGGUGUGUUACGGAAAGUGUUAACGUAGGAUUGUCUAUGGCUUGUCUGUUCUAGUGUUUACGCUUAAAGUUAGCAGCAAUACGAUAGGGAAAACAAGUGUUCAUGGUUAGUCUUUGGAAAGUUUUCAAAAGGAUAGUUGGCUUGGAUUUCGUGAUCGAGAAAUUAACGUAGGCUACUAAUAUAAAUGGAUAUUUAAACGUUAGAUUUUAACUGUAUGUACUCUGUGGUUAUCACGAUUUUAUCAUCUGUAAUUUAUUGAUAGAAGCUGGCAACUUUAAGGGCGAGUGAGUGAGCGAGACAUAGCAUUUUGUAAAUAUAUUAUCUUCUCCCAUAGUAUAAAAAAAACAACUUAAAUCUAUGAAUAACUAGUCCAUUCAGGACUACAGUCAUCACUUAUAUCUCAUAGGUAUUUAAUUUUUUUUUUAUUGUAGCGUUAAUUUUUAAACAAAUGAUGUGUCAUGUUUUAUUGUGUUUUUGUCCAUCUCCCUCUGUGACAAGAUCAACUAAAUUGUAACAAUAUUUUGUUUAUGGCAACACUGAAAGUUUAGAUUGUCUAUGCUUUUGCCAGUUUAUAUGAUUGGAUGUGAUUUUGUAUGUAAUCUGUGAUCCGCUUUUUCCGUUCGAGAGGAAAACAAAAGUCAAUUUGUCAAUGACGAGGUUGAGAUUCAUGUAAAAUCAGUACUUAGGUUAGAUGCGUCUAUUUUUGUCGCUUUUAGAUAUUUUAUUUCUUAGCACAAUCGUUUCGUUAUUGCUUUGACACCGUUGAUUAAUUACGAACUACUUAAAGAAUGACAAUAUAAUUUAGGAGUUAACUAUCACAUUGAACUUUUAUUAUCAACUCCAAUACAACUAAAUUAAGCAUUGCCAGUACAUACUAUAUCUAAUAUAAGUUUCUAGAACAGUUUUCAAAAUGGCGGUGUCAAAAGCAAUUUCUUUAAGCAGUAUCCACGCAUGUACACCAAAAAACAGUAGCAUUUUGUUCGUAUAUAACUCGGUGGCUCACAGCUGAUGCUAUGCUGAUCCUGCCAAUGUUGAUGUUUUGGCCGGCUUUGUGAUGUCCUUUUCUUAUAAAGAAUAUCCUGGAUACAUAAAAAUUAAUGAAAAUAACAAAUCCAUAAUCCCUACCACACGAGAAACAUGUGUGUGGGUAUGUUUGUAUUCGCGAACUGUUUCAUAGAUUUUAAAAAGGCAUUUGAGAUGGUUCACUUGAUCAAAAAGUGUCAAUAACAUUAUACUGAAGUAUAAUAAUACUGAAGUAUUAUUGUCAGAGCCAAGCCAACAUCAUUAUAUAUUUCUUUUAAAUAUAAAUAAUACAAAGCCGUUGUCGUUAAGCAUCGGUUGAAUGUUUCUUAAUGAAAAUUUGUAUUUGGUGUUCCACCGGGCGGAAAACUAGACCCCCUCUUGUUUUUUUUUCUUCAUUUUAUUGCAGACAGAUUAGAAAUAAAAAUUAAAAAGGACAUCACAAAACAUUUAUCACAGAUCUCUAAAAUGACACGUUGCGAACUAAAAGUGUUGCAAUCGUCUUUAAUAUUAAGUCUAGGUUAUAAAUAGUUAUAACAUGGAAAAUAUAUUAUAAUUAUAAACAUAUUAUAUGUAUCUUUGAACGAUAACACAAGCCAUAAUAAUAUAUUUUGGUAUAAGGAAGUUAACAUGUUAAAAUUUUAGUUUUUCGUCAAGUUGGGUUGGCGGGAAAGUAAGGAAUUUCGAUAUUUAGGUUAUUUUUACAGUCCACCCAGCUUAUUGGUAACGUUAGGGCCAUAGCAGAUACAUUACAUUUAGCAAAAGUAGAAGCGUUUCUAGAAUUACUAUUGGUUUUUGAAAUAUAAUUUGGUCACACUAUUCUAUUUGGAAUCCCUAAUUCUGGACCUUAUUUAUUUGUCUGGAUCUGAUAAUAAAUAGACAUUUAUAACACCCUAUGUAAGAGAGAGAGAUAAUAUUCUUAUGGAUAAUUUGAAAAAUAUCAGUAUUAUCCACAAUAGUUGUAAUCAAUAAUUAAAAGUGCCGUCUGCUAUGAUCCUUAGUUAAAAUCUGUGGUAUCGAUGUUAAGUUACUUAUUGGACAGAGGUGAAGAUUGUCAAAUUACAUUGUACACGAUUGAAAAGAACACUUUUUCGUUCACUGCUUUAAAUAUAUUAUUCGAUUAAGGAUUAGUUAGUUUUAUUGUGUGAUUUACAUAUUUUUAAAUACAAAUAUUUAUAUAAAUCGACAAUAUUUUUAUUUAUAUGUCAUAAUUACCGAGUAGACACAAUUUUGUGUUGAGAAAACUUUGAUAAUUGUAUCUAAUUUGUAAAAAGAAUUUGAAAAUCUUCACUUGAAGCGAUGGUGACGUGACGGUAUUCUUUUUUCAAAUGGUAAAAUUCAAAAUUUGUAGAACGUUGACUUUUUUCAUGCCAGUCACGUCGCUAUUGUGUGGUUUUAUUUAUAGACAAGUUGAUUUAAUGGUAACUAAAUUGCUCGGGCCGUCUCUCCCACAUGCAGUUAUACAUGUAACAAAAUAAAUUUAUAAUUCUAUUUUUAUUUCAUUACAUGUAAUAAACGUACGUUAUUUUUAAACUAA
Molecule: messenger RNA, 5319 nt
Organism: Plodia interpunctella (Indianmeal moth)
Lineage: Eukaryota; Metazoa; Arthropoda; Insecta; Lepidoptera; Pyralidae
Gene: UbcE2H
Product: Ubiquitin conjugating enzyme E2H
Exons: 5
Coding region: 142-717 (191 amino acids)
Biological process (GO): protein polyubiquitination; ubiquitin-dependent protein catabolic process
Cellular component (GO): nucleus
Molecular function (GO): ubiquitin conjugating enzyme activity
Source: RefSeq, a predicted model, not a curated record